AUGAGCAUCGCAAUCCUCCAAUUCUGUCCGUUCUAUAAAAAUGUGGAGGCUAGUAUGCAGAAAGCAAACCAACUUCUGUCCGAGGCGCAGUUCAUGAGGCAGUUGGACUGGCUCGUCCUUCCUGAGAUGGCAUUUACAGGCUACAAUUUCCAAUCCGUCGAAGCAAUCACACCCGUGCUCGAACCCGCCAACACCGGCCCAACAACUCAAUGGGCCCAAAAUACCGCCCGCCACCUGAACUGCGUCGUCACCGUCGGCUACCCGGAGAUCGACCAAACCGUCUCUCCACCACGGAAUUACAACUCCCUAGUAACAGUGCUCCACGACGGGACGAUCCACAGCAACUACCGCAAAAGCUUCCUGUACUACCACGACGAGACGUGGGCGAAAGAAGGGCACGAGCGAGUCAACUCACCAGGCAGCUACGCUGACCCUUUCCACCACAGCCUCCUCGGGCAUCUGGGAACAGUCAGCAUGGGCAUCUGCAUGGACCUGAACAACUACAAGUUCCUGGCGCCGUUCGAGCUGAAGGAGUUCGCCAACGCCGCCUUGCUCCACGGGUCCAAGUAUGUCUGCUUAUCCAUGGCAUGGCUCUCCGCGCUGCAGCUAGAGGAACUGCGCGAACAACCUCGCGAGCCGGAUGGCGCGACGUUGAACUAUUGGCUCACGCGCCUGGAUCCGCUUAUCCGCAGCAACCGCAGAGACCCGUUCUAUGUGAUACUUGCCAACAGGACGGGCGUGGAGGGGAUCAUUGGAUACGCGGGCACGAGCUGCGUGAUGAGGAUUCACGAGGGCAGGGUGGCUAUCUUUGACAUGAUGGGGAGGGCGGAAGAGGGGCUGUUGCAUGUUGAUACGGCAGGACGGCCGAAGUAUUUCAUGCAGCCUAAUGCCCUGCUGUCGGGCUAA
Molecule: messenger RNA, 906 nt
Organism: Coniosporium apollinis CBS 100218
Lineage: Eukaryota; Fungi; Ascomycota; Dothideomycetes
Exons: 2
Coding region: 1-906 (301 amino acids)
Biological process (GO): protein catabolic process
Molecular function (GO): protein-N-terminal asparagine amidohydrolase activity; protein-N-terminal glutamine amidohydrolase activity
Source: RefSeq, a predicted model, not a curated record